ACAAUAAUUCAUCACGAAUAACCUCUUGGGCUUCGAGCGAGCAUCGGAGAAAGCAGACAGAUGUUGAGUUGUUCUUCAUCGGCGUUCCAAAGAGUAGCCUUUAUGCUAAUGGCUCCCAAAUUAAAACCUCAGAGACUCCAUCAAAUUGCAGAGACUGGUGUAGAACAAUUGGUUAAGAAAGCUAGGACGAUGAGUACUGAAUCCUCCAUGAAAGAUGCUUUCUCUACUUACGCUGAUUAUCUCAAUAACUUCAAUGAGAAGAGGGAAAGAGUUGUGAAGGCAAGUCGUGAUAUCACAAUGAACAGUAAAAAAGUUAUCUUUCAGGUUCACAGGCUUAGUAAAGACAACAAAGAGGAGGUUUUGGAGAAAGCAGGGAAGGAUUUAGAAGCAGUGAGGGAUCAACAUUUUGCCCGGCUAAUGAGAGAACUUCAAGGGACUGAUUUUUGGAAGUUGAGACGAGCUUAUUCCCCAGGGGUGCAGGAAUAUGUUGAGGCUGCAACGUUUUAUAAGUUCUGUUUGUCUGGGACUCUAUGUACUCUCGAUGAGAUUAACACAACGCUUGUACCACUUAGUGACCCUUCUUUAGAGCCGUUGCAGAUCAAUAUCCUUGACUAUAUUCUUGGGCUUGCGGAUCUGACUGGAGAGCUAAUGCGAAUGGCAAUUGGUCGCAUAUCAGAUGGUGAAAUCGAAUUCGCGCAGAGGAUUUGCCAGUUUGUUCGACAGAUUCAUAGGGAACUUAUGCUAGUUGUGCCAAAGAUGGAUGACAGUUACGACAUGAAAUCCAAGAUGGAAGUGAUGCUUCAAAGUGUGAUCAAAAUAGAGAACGCUUGCUUUAGCGUCCACGUGAGAGGAUCAGAGUAUAUUCCGCUGCUUGGAGAUGAUGCGCCAACAUCGUACCUAUUGGGAGCUGCUGAUGUCGAAGACAGAAGCUUUUAUGCAGAGUAUCUCUAUCAAUACCAAGGCUUUUGGUACCCACCAAAUCUCUUAGAAGGUGUUCUAUACAGCCAGAAGCAUUUUCAGGCCAGAGAUUCAGACAUCAUCCUUGUAAGCAGUCCUAAAUCAGGUACAACUUGGUUGAAAUCACUCGUCUUUGCUCUGAUUCAUAGACAGGAAUUCCAAACCCCUCUAGAAUCACAUCCUCUGCUCGAUAACAACCCGCAUACUCUCGUGACCUUUAUCGAAGGUUUCCAGUUUCACACUCAAGAUACUUCUCCUAGUAUCUUCUCUACACACAUUCCUCUAGGGUCACUCCCAGAGUCUGUUAAGGACUCGUCCUGUAAAGUUGUGUAUUGCUGCAGGAACCCAAAGGACGCUUUUGUCUCACUUUGGCAUUUCGUGAAACGUUUGACUCUCAAGGAGAUGGUUGGAUGCACAAUGGAGGAAAUGGUGAGUGGUUUUUGCAGAGGGUCAAGUGUUUAUGGACCGUUUUGGGAUCAUGCAUUAGAGUACUGGAAAGAAAGCCGAGAAAACCCGAAAAAGGUUAUGUUUGUUAUGUAUGAAGAGAUGAGAGAGCAGCCUCAGAAUUCGGUGAUACGGAUCGCUGAGUUCUUGGGAUGGCCAUUCACAGAGGAAGAGAUAGAGAAUGGAGUUCUGGAAGAUAUCGUAAAGCUGUGUAGUCUUGAGAAUCUGAGUAAAUUGGAGGUUAAUGAGAAGGGUAAGUUAGUGAAUGGAAUGGAGACUAAGGCAUUUUUUAGGAAAGGAGAGAUUGGUGGAUGGAGAGAUACUUUAACUCCUUUAUUAGCAGAGGAAAUUGAUAAAACCACUGAGCAGAAACUAAUUGGUUCUGAUUUUAGAUUCUUUUGCUAAGAACCUGCUUUGAUAAAUCUUAUUUUUCAAU
Arabidopsis arenosa is the source of this 1837-nucleotide messenger RNA. The record is from the annotation of a GenBank genome assembly. Lineage: Eukaryota; Viridiplantae; Streptophyta; Magnoliopsida; Brassicales; Brassicaceae.